AUGUCAUCUUUGAAAGAGUUCAACGUGAGCGAAGUGGCAGCUCAUAGGUCCAAAACGGAUUUGUUUGUCAUAAUUCAUGGGAAAGUCUAUGAUAUCACAAACUACGUACGAGACCAUCCGGGAGGCGCGGACGUGUUGAUCGAUGUCGCCGGCGGAGAUGCGACAGCUGCUUAUGAAGAUGUCGGUCACUCAGAGGAUGCAAAUGAGAUUCUCGGGACAUACUUGGUUGGAACCGUCAAGGAUGCGCAGCAAUUCGUUCAACCCAAGACCGUUCGCGUGAUCCAGCAACGCUCCUCCAGUACAGACACGUCCAAGAACACAUCAUUGGUCGCAAAAGCUGUAACAGCAAUUGGCGCCACGCUUACUGCCACUGCAGUAAUCUACAUUUCCAUCAAGCAUCAUCCGGCUCUUGGCGACUUGGUCACAAACUAUAUCCCAGCUUCUUGGAGAAUUACCAACACUCAUGUGCCACACCCAAGUUUCCUCCGUGGCGGAUUUUCAAGUGGGUUUGCAGCUGCUACUCUGGCAUGUACGGCUGUUGGUGGAAUCAUAGGGAGUAAACUCUCGAGCUUCACCAAGAUCGAUUCUGGCUUCACAAAAUACCGCCCACACAUCAAAGCCUCUUCCGUGAAGAAGCAAAACCCGCAUCUCACAAAAGGCUUCCUCGAACCCAAGAACUACAAAAAGCUUCCGCUGGUCAAAAAAGACCAGUUGUCGUCCAACGUGUUUCGCUUCGUCUUCCAACUUCCCAGUUCACGGGACGUAAUCGGACUCCCCAUCGGCCAGCAUGUUGCCAUCAAAGCCAUGGUCAACGGUGCCGCUGUCUCGAGGUCCUACACACCGACAUCCAACAAUCUAGAUCUUGGGAGACUGGAACUAGUCAUCAAAUGCUACCCGGACGGUCUUCUCACUGGGCAAUAUCUUGCGGCUCUCGAAGUUGGUGAUAAGGUGGAAUUCCGGGGACCGAAGGGUGGAAUGAAAUAUCACAACGGUCUUUGCAAGAAGAUCGGAAUGAUCGCCGGUGGAACUGGAAUCACCCCAAUGUAUCAACUUAUCCGGGCCAUUUGCGAGGACGAUCGAGAUACGACUGAGAUCAGUCUGAUCUACGCCAACAGGUCUGAAGAGGAUAUUCUUCUUCGUCGCGAAUUGGAGACUUUUGCUCGAGCUUAUCCCAGGAAUUUCAAGCUCUGGUAUAUGCUUGAUCAUCCCUCUAAAAACUGGGCCUAUGGCAAGGGAUAUGUCACGCCUGAAGUUAUGGCUGCAAAGCUGCCGGCAUCGGCGCCUGAUACGAAGAUCAUGCUUUGUGGGCCACCAGGGAUGGUGAAUGCUUCGAAAAAGAGCUUGGUGGCAGCUGGGUUUGAAGCUCCUGGUGCUGUGGCGAAGAUGUCAGAUCAAAUAUUUUGCUUUUGA
Molecule: messenger RNA, 1410 nt
Organism: Penicillium canescens
Lineage: Eukaryota; Fungi; Ascomycota; Eurotiomycetes; Eurotiales; Aspergillaceae
Exons: 2
Coding region: 1-1410 (469 amino acids)
Cellular component (GO): endoplasmic reticulum
Molecular function (GO): heme binding; oxidoreductase activity
Source: RefSeq, a predicted model, not a curated record